Molecule: messenger RNA, 6347 nt
Organism: Megalopta genalis
Lineage: Eukaryota; Metazoa; Arthropoda; Insecta; Hymenoptera; Halictidae
Source: RefSeq, a predicted model, not a curated record
AGAUCGAUAACGUCGCCGCUCUCUGGCCGUUCGUGCACGUUCGAUUUUCACCUGUGCCUUCCGUCGGAAGAAUGCGCGUGAAAAGUCAUCGCUGUCGUAGUUGUAAAAUCCAAGGUGUCGAUCGUCGCCAUGAACGACGACGGAGCCGUAUCUUGUCGUCUGGGUGUCGCGCCACGUAAUUGUGACAGGGUGGGGACGCGUGUGCGACGCCUCGCAUUUAUAGGUUAACUUUUCGCGCACAGGCGAUCAGUGCCGCUUCAACGAGGGCUCCGCGCUCUCUCGUUGGGUGAAGCUCCUCUUUUGUUCGUCGAGAGGUUAAAAUCCUUGUCGAGAGGCCAGACAGGGGCUCGGUCCUUUCUGUGCUGUCGGAUUUCACCUAGAAACCGAGCGUGAUUUAACCAGCGAAAUACAAUACACGGAGACGAAAAGCGUGCGCGUGCUCUCUCGCUCGCCUCACGUUCGCCCGUCAACCGUCAAAUCAGUGUUAUUGACAGAAACACGGCACGCCGUGCAACGAGUAAUCGCUCGGACACACGAUGACAGAGGAAAGGACGUUGCACGCGUAACGCCUGAACAAAGUUACUUUGUUCGCGGACGUUCGUGGAGGAUCGCUGUAACGCAAACUGUAUUCGCAUAUAAAUAGAAUAUCCGCGCAGUGGUACGCAGGAAACCGAAGCUUAUACGCUUGUGUGCACGAUCGCAGCAUCGGCCCCCCAGUCUCUUUGUCGGCGAAGUUGUCAUGACAAUUCGCGCGUGCCGUAUUGUUUCCCGUGGUGCGCAGUGUCGCUUCGUCCGAGUACGUCCGAGCACGUCCUAUCCGACUGGAUCUCGUCGUAGACCUGAUUUGGAACGCGCGCCGUGUGUGUGCAAACUAUAAUAUCCGCGUAACGUAACGAUAGAAACCGUGAUCUCGCAGUGGUGUGCGCCCGUGUAAGAACGUAGUGACGCGUGACAUUUGUUCGCCGUUCCAUUUACGAGAACCUGUUGUUUCGUUGUCUCACUGUAAAUCGUCAGACGAUUCGCGCGAUGCGAGCACGUUAGAACCUGUCACGGGGCGCGCGAGUUCAAGAGAGGACAUGGCAGCGGAUUUCGAUGACUGAGAUACUGUUUCCACUUCCUGGCAAUAUCGCACAGGGGCAGUUUAAGGUGCGCUCGUGCGACGAACGGUAGCGUAGGAAACGUUACGGGAUAAAGUAACGUGGAGGAAGAUCGCACGUAGCGGCGCGCAGCUGCGCGCACUUCAACGAAAAUAGAACUCUCUGCACGGUUGUGUGUUGGAGGCCGACGCACGUCGUGAACGAGCGCGAGGAGUGUGACAUUAAGGCGAUCGUAGAAUGUCGCGCGUGUCGCUCAACAAGUCGCAGUACAGCGGGUACGGCUCGCGUCGCGUGCGGAAGAUCAGCACGACGGAAAGCGAAUACUCUGUGGAAGAGCAUGCAAGAUUAACAAGUACUGAUGGACCAGGCGAUGAAACAUCUCCAGACGAUGAAGGGGGUUCGCUGUGUGAAUACCAUGACAUGCCACCACCACCUGAUGGUGGCUAUGGCUGGGUCGUGGUAUUUGCAUCCUUCAUGUGUAACAUGAUAGUGGAUGGUAUUGCCUAUACAUUUGGUGUUUUCCUGGGAGAAUUUGUUAGAUAUUUUGAUGAAGGGAAAGGCAAGACUGCAUGGGUUGGUUCAUUGUUAUCCGGCAUGUAUCUUAGUGCUGGACCUGUUGUCAGUGCUUUAACAAAUAAAUAUGGCUGUAGAGCAGUAUGUAUGGCUGGAAGUUUUUUAGGUGCAGCGGCAUUUAUACUUUCAACAUUUUCAUCCAGUGUAAAUAUGCUUAUGUUGACUUAUGGUGUUAUGGGAGGAAUUGGAUUUGGUCUAAUAUAUUUACCAGCAGUAGUUUGCGUAGGCUACUAUUUCGAAACCAAAAGAUCUCUAGCUACAGGCAUUGCUGUAUGUGGAUCAGGGUUUGGCACAUUCGCGUUUGCACCUCUUGCAACAAUGCUAUUAGAAACAUAUAGUUGGAAAGGAGCAAACUUAAUUCUUGCUGGCCUUAUUUUAAACUGUGCCGUGUUUGGUGCGUUGAUGAGGCCAUUAGAAUAUCCAAAACCAUCGUCCGUCAAGCCAUUGUUGCAAAGAAUGGCGGAAGAAAAGAGAUUCCAAAUGGAGCGUGGCAGUAUCGCCGGUUCCUUUUUCAUGGUUCAACUGCCGGAUGGAUCCAUGGAGAAAAGAAUGAAGAUGCCUAUUAACGUUGAUCCCGGCGUUCACUCCAGUUUCAAUCUAGAUCAAUUAGUGCCGGGAACUCCUUUAACACCAGUUCCAACGGUACCGACCCUCCCCACUAUAUCGGAGGUCAAAGUACAAGAGCACUCCUCCAGCGGGGCGACCAGCAAUAGUGGCAGCAUGGACUUGAAGACUAUUUCCUCCAAGUCGAGAAGUAAAAGAAACAUCGAUGAUACCAAAGAUUCGGAAAAGUCUGAGAGCGAGUUCAAGCCAGUUAUCCCUAGGAACGCUUCGCAGCCUGCUUUCACAACUCACGUUCAAGGCUUACCCAAAAAUGGAUCCGUGCCCUUCUUCGAUAGAAUCCGUAAAACCAGUACGGGUGAGAGGUACAAGCCGAGUCUCAGUGCGAUUAAGAACUCCAGAACUACGUUGAGUUCGAAUGGCGAUAUUAGAAAAAGUUUACACCUGAGACUCUCAACGAACAGUGUAAUGGGCUCACGAAAUAAUAAUGCAGAAGUGGAUGAUGGCGAGAGCAUUACUUUUACGACAAGCAAAUCUAGUAUUCCAAAGGAAAAGCCGCAGAUUAUUCGACCUUUGUCCAGAAAGGACAUUUUUUACAGUGGAAGCGUAGUUAAUUUACCAGAAUAUCAGAGCCAAAAAUCGCUCGCAAAUUACCGUCAAAGUGUGAUUUCUUUAUCAAAAUCUGUCCGUGGUGACCUUAAAGAUACCGACGUCGAGAAAGCUGCUCAGCAAUCAUUAUGUCCCUGCUUGGUAUUGCCUGACUCGUUUAAAGAGGCUUUGGGUACAAUGAUGGACGUUUCUCUACUAAAGAAUCCAGUAUUUCUUUUGAUCGGUAUCAGCAACGUAUUCGGAAUGGCUGGUCUCUAUGUUCCCUUCGUGUACUUAGUAGAUGCUGCAGUGUUAGACGGAAUCGAAAGGAAUUCAGCGUCGUUUCUACUGUCCAUUAUCGGUAUAACAAACACUGUAGGUCGAGUAGCUUGUGGGUUCAUCGCAGACUUUCCGCAAGUGGAUUCUUUACUAUUGAAUAAUAUUUGUUUAAUUAUAUCAACGAUCUCGGUAGCUGCUACACCAUUUUGUGAAUCUUAUGCGGCUUACAUUGUCAUGAGCAUCUUCUUCGGUAUAGCUAUAUCUGGAUACAUUUCUUUGACAUCAAUCAUCCUGGUUGACCUGUUGGGGUUGGACAAGCUAACGAAUGCAUUCGGCCUUCUAAUUUUAUUCAGAGGAGCUGCCGCUAUCAUUGGUUCACCUUUAGCAGGCGCCGUUUACGACGCGACGCAUAGUUACCGUAUUCCAUUCUUCAUGGCAGGAUUCUUCUUCUUUUUAAGCACUAUCACCAGUUUCAUGGCUCCAGCGAUGAAACGGUGCACUGUGCCGCAGACUCCACCUCCGAUGAUAGAUACAUUGACUCCGAUCGACGAAGAUGUCGAGGAAGAGAAUGAGGACGAUAUCCCCGAGAUCGUGGAAACUGCGCCGUCACCGCAAGAACCACCCGAGAAAGAAAUUAAGCAAAUAGAGUCUGUUUUAUAAGUCUGGUCCGUUUAAAGGAGAGAGAAAAUCGCCUUCACCUCCGAGCCACACUGUGAUAGGGCUGCUGCUUCGAGAAGGUCUGACAAAAGAAAAGAAAAGAAAGGUACUUCUUCGUUAUACAUUUUAACGGAAUUAAGCACAAAUUAAUAAUGAGUACUGCUCGGUGGUAUUUUCUCGGCGUACUUAGAAUUUUUGAAAUUGUAUUUGAUUCAUUUUUGUUUUUUAUGAUACUAAUACGUAUACAUGAACAUAUAUUAUAUAAGCGUAAGCGUAUACAAACGGUGUAAGACAAAAUACCAUCGGGCGAGAAAUCAUUUGCCUAUGUCAAUAGUAGAGUGAUAGAUAGAAGAAUUUAUUAAUUCAAUCAGUAUAAAUCGAUCAGUAUAAAAAAAUGUUGAAAAAUUGGAAAAAAAGGCUUUUGCACUUGCAUAUCGAUUAAUAUCGCGGGAGAAAUAUUAAUUCUCAUCAUGGAUAUCAUAUGAUGAAUAAUGAAUACCCACGUGUAUGUAUAUUUAUGUGUAUACACGACUCUGAUUAAGGAUGGUCAAUCCUAACUCGACUUUCGACUGGCUCUCUUUUUCUCUCUUCUCCUGUUAGUGCUGUUAAGGACACCUGCUCGCUUAUGUAUUUUUUAAUGUACGAUUUACGUAUGGAGAACAACGAAGAAGCAUUUGCUAUUAUGCGCACGUGUCGAGUUUCGCAGCUGGGUUUUCUUACGUUUAAGCAUCGGCAAUCUAACUUUGUAGAGCUCUAAACGUGGCCAAUGUCUUUCACGAUCGACCAUCCUUAAUCGACAAGACUCACCCCACCUAUAUACACGUAUAUACAUAUGUAUACAUAUACCGGAAUACUGUUACUUAAAUCUAUUUUUGGUCGCAAUCCAAAGAUACAAUUCCAAUUGAUUACAUUCAAAGAGAUAUUUUUCUUGCAUACACGACAAAUGUAUAUAUUAUAUAGGCGAAAGAGAGAGAGGGAGAAAAUGAGAAAACAGAUAUGGUAUGUGGAUUAGAGUUACGUAUACUUGAUAGAUGAAUUCGCUGUUUCGCGGGAAUGAAUUGUAAAUAAAUAUGUAGGCAAUUGUAAAAUAGUGUAUAACGAAUUAUCGAAAUCAGGCAAAUAGAGAAUGAUUUCUGUUUACACGGAGGAGAAUCCGUUUCGGCUCCCCCCCCGUAUUAAUAUAUUGGUUAAUGAGACAAUUAACGCGAUGCUAGGUAGAGACUAAUUAAUAUAUUAAUAAAUCAAGCUAGAAGAACGUUUAUUUGAUCGAUGAUGCGCGAAAGGAGAGAUGAGAAUGUCUUUCUGACAUCAGCUAGUUUGUGUAAAUUAAUUCUUUUAGUUAAUCAGAAUUGACUGUCAGGAAUACAUAGGAUGAGAGCACAUUAAUUAACACAAACUAAUUCUCGACUAAUACACGUUGCUCGAUGCGUAGUUUGUGUUGUCUGUUUCAUCGUUCGAGUAACUAUUGCAAUUAAUUACCGAUUAUCACGAGUACGUAGAGAGAAAGAGAGGGGAGAGAGAGAGAGAAGAGGAGAGACCUGUGUUUGAUCGUACUUAGUAAUGUUUAUUUACGAUUACGCAUACACGCCUACGAUCCGUAUAAAUAUAUAAAUCGUACCGAUAUAGAUUUAUAUGUUUAUGCGCACAAAUAAACAAUACAUAUGCAUAAGCAAACGAAAAGGAGUACUUGUAAAUCUUGUUAAACGGCAUACGAGGUGUUGUACCUCUAUGUACAUUGUAUAUACGAUAGUAUCGGUAAACAGCUACAAUGAUCAAUUGUCGAUACGCAGUGUUGCAAUGUAAAGGAGUUAAAAGAAACAGAAAAGAAGGAAACAAGGAGGAACCUAACCGUUGCUGUUGAUAAGGGAAAAGAAUACCAACAGUGCUAUUAUCAUCGCUACUACCGCUAUCACUAUUACCACUACUAUUACUAUUACACUAUAUUUACUUAGUACAACUAUUACGACACACUUAUUUUUAUUCUUAAUGAUCGUUGUGCAGGAGAACCGUGUUUCUUGUGGUUUUCAAUCAAAUAUAAAGAAAAAACACGCGCAUACACACACACACUGUGUAUGCACAUGCUACUCAUCCGGAAGUGCGUACAUGUGCACGCGUGCCGCAUCGAGUCCUACAGUUACACACACUAUAAUAUAGAGAGCAUAGAGAUAAUUAUCGACGCGCGUGUUCAUGUGUGGCAUUUCGCAUGCGCAUGUUUUUUUUCAUAUGUAUGUAUGUUGGCACAGACGGGACUUUAGCUGGUGAGAAUAUAUUACAGAGAGAGAGCGCGUGUGGUUCGUCAUGUGUGCAUAAUAGUGGCAUACAUAUGUGUAUGAGGCGUUCUUACAACACACACACACAUACAGGACAGAACAAAACAGAUAUACGCUUACGUACACACACGCGCGCACACAUACACACACACAAACCCAAAUACAGUCAGGUGGACCCUUUAAUCCUGUGCAUAUGUUGAAUGAAAAAGAAAACAGAAAACACGUGAAGUAUAUAUUAUAUGCUAUGGUACAAAGAAGGACAAAUGUAUUAGGUGAACGUUUAUUGAAAUUGAAGAGGAAUUAUGAAUUUUUAUUACUGAAA